AAGACACGACUUGUGUAUCCUUUCUUUUGCAACAGUUAAAACUGCAGAUCAGAGAUAUCUCGACUCUUAGCCCUGACAGACGUACACAAGUAGAAGACAGAAUGGAAGCUGUUGGUGACGUAAAGGAAACAAUUAUUCUAGUGGCAUAGGAAACCCAAUUUUAAGCCAUUUGAACCACAGAGCAUCAACCGUCGUACUACAGUAAAAGAUUUACAGACAAAGCUUGCAAGCAUGGAUGUCAUCUACAAAGAGGGAAUGCUGUAUCUUCAGGGAGUCAAGUUUGGAAAGAGAACAUGGCGGAAAAUAUGGAUGAUGCUCUACAAACCCAGUUCCACAGGAGUCGGCCGGUUGGAGCUCUACACCGUACUUGAUGCUAUUACUGACCAGAGGAAGGCCGGUCGGCAGAAAACACCAGAGAGAAAAGUGGUGCGUCUAAGUGACUGUCUCAGUAUCACCCCUGCUCCAAAGGAGUCUUGCCCCCAGGGGUGUACAGCCUUCUACUUAAACACCACACAGUGCACCUACACUCUGGCCUCCUCAGCAAGCCAGGACUGGCUAAGCGCCCUCUGUCUUCUAGCCUUCCAGAAGGAUCCUGGAGGAUUAGACAAAGGGAGUUUGGAGAGAGGAAAUGGCUUGACCAUGGAGGACAAUGACCUUUACUCAUCUUGGAAAACUGAUCUGACCCUCCCUCCAAACCAGUACAAAGUGACAGUGCAGAGCACAGAGGCAUCCAGGAGGUGCAAGCUGGCUGGGGAGUAUGUGGUCUCCCCAGAGGAAGACGCUGUGAUACUGCUGGCCUGCAAUACUGGUCACAUCAUCUAUAGCUGGCCAUACAGACUCUUGCGCAAAUUUGGACAGGUUGAGGGGGGAUUCAGUAUUGAAGCAGGCCGUCGCUGUCAGUCAGGAGAAGGAGUGUUCAUCUUCCUGUCCAGGCACGGCUCCCAGAUCUUCCAGACUAUAUCGGAGCAGUGCUCUGUGGAGAGGAACUCCUCUGUCCAGCCGCCCAGCAUCAACAGAAGAUCAUUCUGUGACCAGUCUCCCAUUAACCUCCCAAUCACGACCAGUCGCUCUGCUGCUCCUCCUGUCUGCAACCCUGCAUAUAUUUCUGCUGACACGGAAGAUGAGUCUGCCAACCACUACUCUACUAUUAAUGAUGCCUCUGUGCUAAAUUUAAAGCAGCUAUCUUUAGUUAAACCUUACCUUUCUAACAGCAAGGAGGCUGUGGGAGAGGAGGGUGACGAUGAGGAUGAGAAUGAAAGGUGUCAUUCUCUGGAGGCUCUAAGCCUGGAUGAUGACAUGGACGAUGGCAUUUAUUACAACUUGAGGAGAUCCACUCCUCCUCUGAUCAGAAAAGAUCACUUCAAGCCUGUGAGAGACGAUUCGGAGUGCAUCUACGCGGAUGUGAAAGUAGUCGAUUCUCCCGCAAAGUCCCAGCUGCAGCCUUUCUCCUCACCCCUCCAUCAGCCUGGUCCCCCACCUCCUCCCUGCGCCUUCCCCCAGCCCGUUCCCCCGCCUCCACCGUGUGCCCUUCCCCAACCCGCUCCCCAACCUCCUCCCUGCGCCCUUCCCCAACCUGCUCCCCAGCCUCCUCCCUGCGACCCUCUCCAGUUCAUUCCCCCGCCACCCCCCGGCCCACCUCCCCAGCCUGUCCCCUAUGCCCCACCCAAGCCCAGAUACCAGCGUCAGCCCCCCGUGAGUAACUUCAUUCAGCCGGGGUUUGGCGCUCAGGCGCAGGCAAUGGAUGACAUGAGGGAGAUGGAGGAGGCCAUGGGCUCCUCUUCCCGUGUCACCCCCACAGAGGCCCCCGGCAGUUUUAAACACAGGCUGGCAGAAAUCAUUUCUAAGGACCUGGCAAAGUUCCAGCCACCUCUUCCCUCCGGAGCAGGCAGCGCCACAGACUAGAAAGAGUAAUUUUAACCAUGAUAGAUUGACAUAAAGCAAUUUUUUUUCCUUUAAAAACCCUUCCACUGCAAACAUUAGGAGCAUCAGAUUUUUUUUGGCUUGGCAGAUUUUCAUAUGUGUAUCUGAGUAGUCUGUCAUUUUAUUCUGUGGAUUGUUAUUGGAAAAACAGGAUUCAAUUAGUGUUGUUCCUCACUGCUGGAGAGUUUAGAGAAGCUGUGCAGCGGUGUAGUUAAUGUGACAUUGCCAUUAUAAUCAUAAGCUGAAGAAACACCUGAUUACUGGACUGUUCAAACAGCUGUCAAACAGCAGUCAGUGGAUUUCAUUUAGUUAUAUUUUACAUUAACAUUUUUGAGACUCACUUCCUCUAGAAUAUGUUUGUUCUUUUUCUUAAAGAGAAUAAAGAUGAAUGUGUCACAUAUAAAUCCUAAAUUUUGCUGCAACGUGGACAUUUUUGUCUGACUAUUGCUUUUUGUAGAUGGCUGCUUCACUUGGCAGGAAUAUUGAAAUGUAACUUACUCACUAUACAACAAUGUGUGUCCCUGACUAAAGUAUGAAAUAUACAA
Messenger RNA from Lates calcarifer (barramundi perch), 2465 nucleotides. It is a transcript of the gene dok3, whose product is annotated as docking protein 3. Gene Ontology annotation, biological process: positive regulation of MAPK cascade; cell surface receptor protein tyrosine kinase signaling pathway. Bases 232 to 1902 code for a protein of 556 amino acids. The record is from RefSeq and is a predicted model, not a curated record. Gene Ontology annotation, cellular component: cytoplasm. The transcript has 5 exons. Lineage: Eukaryota; Metazoa; Chordata; Actinopteri; Centropomidae.